Aspergillus calidoustus is the source of this 3549-nucleotide messenger RNA. Lineage: Eukaryota; Fungi; Ascomycota; Eurotiomycetes; Eurotiales; Aspergillaceae. The record is from the annotation of a GenBank genome assembly.
AUGGCGCCUUUUUCUUCCCCGAAACACCGCUCCUCCCCCGGAGGGGCACUUAAAAACAGCUCCAAGGCCCCUCUCCAGGAUUCAGUGAAUUCGGAACCCGCCGUCGUCGAAGGGCCCGUCAUCAAAAAGCUAAAAUACGUCCCCGGUGGACCAGGUGGCGGUGGCAGAUACAUCGAAGUUGAAGUUAGGGAAACGAUCAAGCCGAAGCCGAAGCCUAAACCGAAACAACCUAAAGUGAGCCCCAUGAAGAGGAGGCAUUCGUCCAUCUCUCGCACUCGCCAACGAACAAAAGGGAUGGACUCACCCGCGCAAUCCACGCAGCUACCUCCGCCUCCGCCAGUCCAUGCUCCGACGACCCCGCCCUCUACGCGUUUGAGAAGGGAGAAGAGUCAGAGCCGGGGGCGAUUCGGAUCGUCAACGGCGGCGGCGCUGGCUUUACAACAGGGAGAUGGCUACAAACCACGAGAAGAGAGAGGCUGGGAGGAGUUCCAUCCGGAGCUCGACAUCGAAGCGAAGUUCGCCGUGUUCCCGUCCUCAGAGGUUGACCGGCCCCCUCCCUCCGCGCAGCUUGCCAACAUCUUGUCUCCUAAUGGCCUCGAUAAGACGGACGAGAACGAUCCCAUCGCAGAGCUUAUUCGCGCUCAUGCGAAUGGCACCGCCCAAACACCGAUCAAACGGAGACCAGGGCGCCCCCCGCGCCGUCCGGAAGCUAUCUUACAGGCCCUCGGCGUUUUCACUCCUCAGCCAAAAGUCGUUCCCCCGCCAGGGCCCAACCCGCGCGAGAAGCUUACCCUUCCGAAACCUUCCUUCCGACUAAAAGACCCCUUCACCUUUUACGAUCAACCCGGUGUUGGUCAGCAGAACUACGUCGAUCGGACGAUGGCUAGUGUUGGAUACCAGGAAAGCGACCUCUUCCUCCGUCAUGACCGUCGUUUGAUCCGUAUGGCCGAGGGCACACAGGACGAUGAUUUGGAUAUCGGAAAUAUUGUUGCAGGCGAGGGAGAGGUGAAUGCCGCAGUGGGUCGGGUCGAAUACGACAUGGAUGAGCAAGACGAGAAGUGGCUGGAAGAAUACAAUUCGAAACGGCGAGAAGAUCAGUUUGAACCGAUCAAACCAGCCAUCUUCGAAAUUACAAUGACGAAAAUUGAGAAGGAGUGGCACAGUCUCGAGAAGCGCAUCCCAAAACCAAAUCCCAAGCCUCCACAAACGCAGCGGCCCAGGUCAAGCUCGGCCGCAGCGGUCAACGGUGAGACGACAGGUCCUGGAGAGGAUCAGGACACCAAGUGCGCUAUUUGUGAUGACGGGGAUUGCGAAAACGCCAAUGCGAUUGUGUUCUGCGAUGGCUGUGAUCUAGCAGUGCACCAAGAGUGCUAUGGUGUUCCGUUCAUCCCAGAGGGCCAGUGGCUGUGUCGGAAAUGCCAGCUUAUAGGAAGAGGAUCUCCGAACUGCAUAUUCUGUCCCAACACCGAGGGUGCUUUCAAGCAGACAACAACUUCGAAAUGGUCGCACCUUCUCUGCGCGAUCUGGAUCCCAGAGGUGUCCAUCGGCAACCCCUCUCUGAUGGAGCCCAUCACCGAUAUUGAAAAAGUGCCUAGGAGUCGUUGGAAGCUCCAAUGCUAUAUCUGUCGCCAAAGGAUGGGUGCGUCGAUACAAUGCAGCAAUAAAAACUGUUUCGUGGCUUUCCACGUCACAUGCGCUCGAAGAGCACAACUCUACUUGAAAAUGAAAUCAGGUCAUGGGAACCUCGCUGUCAUGGACUCGCAUCUCCUAAAAGCUUUCUGCGACAAGCACGUGCCCCCGGAAUGGCGUCGGGAACAUGGGACAGAUGCUGCCACAGCAGAAGCUAUCGAAUAUUACCGUAAUACGAUGCAGGGUCGACGGUGGGGAGAUAGUCAAGCGGCGGCUCUAUCGCUAGAACCCACCAACCCGCUUGGCGGCGAUCAUGAAGAUGACGAUGGGCAGCGGACCCAUACCCCGCGUAUUACGCUCACCGUCGGAGGUAACAAACGGAAGAGGCCGAACGCGCCUCGGACAAUCUGGAAGUUGCCGUCAGGGGCACCCGUCAUCCCUCAAGUUGUUUUGAAUUCUGUGUCUGCCUCGCUUGCACGUUUUACUGUUCGUCAACGAAAGCAAUUUGCAGAAGACGCGUGCAAGUAUUGGACCUUGAAAAGAGAGGCGAGGCGAGGCGCUGCCCUACUCAAACGUCUCCAGUUGCAACUAGAGACAUUCUCAUCGAUGGAGAUGACCCGACGAGAUUAUGCUGCUAUGGGAGCAACCGGAAGCAAACGAUUACAGCGGCGUAUCGAGUUUGGAGACCGUCUGUAUCGUGAUCUUGACCGGUUGCGGAUGCUGUGCGAUGAGGUGAAGAAACGCGAGAGGGAGAAGCUGAAGGAUGCCGAAAUGCUUCGCGGCAUUGUGGAUAACGUCUACUUCCCAAUCUUCCCCCUGCUUUGGCCGAUAUUCGAGAAAGCUCAAGUGUUGGACAGCAAGGGAAUUUUCAGGCCAGGACUCGCCGCAGUCCGCGCCAAACUAGACCAACGCUACUACCCAUCCGUAUCGUCCUUCUCAGCUCAUCUUGCUAGCGUCUUUACUUCGGAGAUUGGAGUCCAGCCGGCUGGAGAUACCGCUGAGCUUCAAAUGCAGAUCAGUGGGCGUGCUCCUGAGCUCAGCCUUGAGCAAAGGGAGAAGCGGAAAAUGGCCAAGCGGAUCAUCAAAGCUAUCCAGCCCGCUCUUGAGGACGCGAUUCGUAAAGAAAGCGAACUAAAUCGCCAGCCUUUCGAGCAGGAGCUGAAGGACUUGGAUGUUAUGCUUGAAAACAGUCUGUUAUCCGCAAGAGGCUCCGAGAUCGACUCUGGGGAGCGUGCUGGGGACGAUACCUUUGAGAAAUCCGAAAAGAUCGAAGUGACUGAGGGUAGUGUUCACGACGUGGAGAAUGCGCCCGGUGCUUCUGCGAAGCUCGAAUCUCAAGACGAAACAAUGGAGGAACCGGCAGAUGGGAUUUUACCAGAGGUAGAGGGUACACAACCUCCCGCAACUUCCUCAGAUCCGCAAGCUAUGGAUAUAGAUAUUCCAGAAGGCACGCCAGCUCUUCCCAAUGCCGACAGCGCUACUUCGUUGCCGAUCCAACCCGCCAACGAAACUCAGCCGGUGACUAUGGAUGGGACUCCGCCCAUUCCUGAACAAACCGAUCUACCAGUCCCCGGUCAGGUUGCAGAAGCUCCAAAGGUGCCCUUAUCCCCUCCGAUUCUCCAAAGUGACCAGCAGCAUCCGUUGUCUCAGGGAGGGAUCCAGUGGUACAUGCAACCUUUUGAUCCUAUAGGGACAACCAUUCACGAAGAACGCUGGACGGGCCGCGAGGUCAUGCGCGGUCUGAGCGAGGAACUGAGUGAACUAGAUGAGGACGAACUGAAAGACCUCGUGGCUGAUGACGAGCUCGAGGAAAGUGCCGCUGGAGCCGACGCCUCAAACAGCGGGGCGCAAGACAACUUGGGUGGAGAGCAAGGGGUGAAGAUCCAUCGGACUCGGCGUAGAUGGCGCGGCUUCAAGUGA